CGUCACAGAAUGGGCGUUUCCUCGAACAUGACGGUCUAGUGCACGAGCACGACGGACUAUGAUGCGCCUUUUCCAUUUAAUUUUCCAGGUUUUUUUUCCAUCCGCAGCGGGAAAGUGACUAAUGACGCUAAUAUGGGGAAUAUUCUUAUCCGUGUAGUAGUGCUUUAUCGUUAUUUCAUCCUCUAGCGUACCGCCCGCUAAGUUUUUUUCCGCCGGUGAUUGUGAACUCACGACAAGUGUUUGCUGCUGAAAAACAAAAUAACAAUGACAAGUGUGAAGGUGUUGCAACUGCUUCUACUAGCGCUUUCAAUGGUCUCAGUUGGAGCAGCAGACUGUCCGUUUCCUUUUUUUAAUGGCAAAAUUGUCUUAUCAUCGGAAUCCUUACUGAAGAACAGUUUCCCAGACAGUUCAGAAGCGUUAGUGGAAUGUGCUAAAGGAUAUGAGAGAGAAGAGGGUCCGACUUCCAUCAUCUGCCUGAAUGGGGUCUGGAGUGAAGUGAAAUUGAAAUGCAAAAAAAUAGACUGUGGAGAACCUAAACCUUCACUGCAUAUGAGUUAUGACACCUCAGAAGGAACAUUGUUUGGUGCCUACAUAAAAACCAUAUGUGAGACGGGAUAUGAUCUGGAAGGAUCAAGCUUCAGGCAAUGUCUUGUUUCUGGCUGGAGUGGAAAGGCUGAAUGUAUACUGACAACAUGCGAAGUGCCAGAUCCAAUUGAAAAUGGCGUGAUGAUUGUGCCCAGAGUCAUACCGGAGUUUAAUGAUGUCAUUACGUUUUCCUGUGAUGAUAACUACGUCCUUGUUGGAAACAGCACCAUUACAUGUGGUGAAUAUGGGGAUUAUAGUUCACCACCUCCGACAUGCAUAGCCAUCACAACACCAACAGAAGAAAGCACUACCACAGACAAAGCUACAACAACAGACAUGACAACAGCCUCCACCCGCUCACAUGUCAUCACAACACCAACAGAAGAAAGCACUACCACAGACAAAGCCACAACAACAGAUAUGAUUUCAGCCUCCACCCGCUCACAUGUCAUAACAACACCAACAGAAGAAAGCACUACCACAGACAUGACCACAGCCUCCACCCGCUCACAUGUCAUAACACCAACAGAAGCAAGCACUGCCACAACAACAGACAUGACAACAGACAUGACUACAGCCUCCACCCGCUCACAUGAGGGACUAAUAGAAGUGCACACCACUGACUUCAAGAAUGAUCUUGUGGGUUUUGUAGCUCCCUUGACGAUGAAAGCUUCCUUAGCUACCACGCUGAUUUUAACUGUCUUGCUGAUUAUAGCGUUGAUUGGUUUUUUGAUAUAUCGUCAAUUAAAAUACAAAGGUUCAUACAAUACUGGUGAAGAUCUGCCGACAAAAGAAGAGUUAUUGCAUUAUCAAAGAGUUUAAACUCAAGGGCAAACAAUCGGACGGCUCCUUUGCUUUAGCAUUAUUCCUGCACACGGAUUCUUUGGAAGUUUAACAUUUUGGACUUUGUUCUAUUUUAUAAACUAGAUAUUGUAUUUAUUUAUAACUGCUAAAAAAUGUUUUGCUUUUUAGGAAUAUAUUAGUUU
Molecule: messenger RNA, 1571 nt
Organism: Carassius auratus (goldfish)
Lineage: Eukaryota; Metazoa; Chordata; Actinopteri; Cypriniformes; Cyprinidae
Product: complement decay-accelerating factor-like
Exons: 14
Coding region: 265-1407 (380 amino acids)
Source: RefSeq, a predicted model, not a curated record